UGUGAUUCGAUAAUAUUGAUUAUUGAUCGCCACUAAUGCCGACUUGUGGCUUCUGGAGUGGCUUCUGUUUACAAAACUCGUAUUAAACCGAGAGCUUCAUCACGGUGAGGUUUUGUUUAACGAAAACCGAUUGGAAUCAGAACUUGAUUUACGAUGCCUCGACGAGAACCAGAGAAUAAAGAUUCGUCGGAGGAAACGGAGUUCGAGGUGGAGGAACUGAACGAUCAGAUCAAGUCUUCAACAGGGAGUCGAUUUAGGUUGCUGAGGGACGAACUCGGGCUCGACUUAACUCGGCGAAGGUUCAGCCGAGACAACGUUCUUAAUGGCUUCAAUUCCUUGAAAGGCUUCGUCAUUCAUCCUGACAACAGGUGGUAUCAGCUAUGGACCCAGUUCAUAUUGAUAUGGGCCAUCUACUCGUCAUUCUUCACCCCCUUCGAGUUCGGAUUCUUCCGGGGAUUGCCCAAGAAACUUUUCUUACUCGACAUUGCUGGACAGGUGGCUUUCCUGGUCGACAUUGCUCUCCAGUUCUUCGUUGCUUACAGAGAUGAUCAGACCUAUCGUAUGGUCUACAAGCGCACAACCAUCGCUCUCCGGUAUCUUAAAUCAAAUUUCGUGGUUGAUUUUCUUGGUUGUAUGCCUUGGGAUGCUAUCUACCAUGCCACUGGGAGGAAAGAAGAAGUUAGGUAUCUUUUGUGGAUUAGAUUGAGUCGGGCACGCAAAGUUACAGAUUUCUUCCACAAGAUGGAAAAGGACAUCCGGAUCAAUUACCUGUUUACUCGAAUCGUGAAACUUAUCAUUGUUGAACUCUACUGUACCCAUACUGCUGCCUGUAUCUUUUACUAUCUCGCUACCACUCUGCCUGCUUCUCAUGAGGGACAUACUUGGAUAGGAAGUUUAAAGAUGGGUGACUAUAGUUACACAAAUUUCAGAGAAAUUGAUCUUUCAAAGCGGUACUGGAUAUCACUAUACUUUGCCAUAGUAACCAUGGCAACUGUUGGUUAUGGAGAUAUACAUGCAGUCAAUAUCAGAGAAAUGAUAUUCAUUAUGAUCUUUGUGUCAUUCGACAUGAUUCUUGGUGCGUAUCUGAUUGGUAACAUGACAGCAUUGAUUGUAAAAGGAUCAAAGACAGAAAGAUUUAGGGACAAAAUGACAGAUCUGAUCAAAUAUAUGAAUAGAAACAGACUUGGAAAAGAUAUCCGGAAUCAAAUUAAAGGCCACUUGAGGUUACAGUAUGAAAGCAGCUACACUGAGGCUGCUGUUCUUCAAGAUAUUCCUGUGUCAAUACGUGCCAAGAUUUCGCAAAAAAUAUAUAAAACAUUGAUUGAAAAUGUUUCUCUAUUUAAAGGAUGCUCUUCAGAAUUCAUCAAUCAGAUCGUAAUCAAGCUCCAUGAAGAAUUUUUUCUUCCAGGAGAAGUGAUCAUGGAACAGGGAAAUGUAGUAGAUCAACUUUAUUUUGUCUGCCACGGUGUACUGGAGGAGGUAGGCAUAGGGGAGGAUGGGUCAGAAGAAACUAUUUCAACUCUAAAACCUAAUAGCUCAUUUGGUGAAGUUUCAAUUCUUUGCAACGUUCCUCAGCCUUAUACAGUUAGGGUCUGUGAACUGUGUAGGCUCCUACGGCUUGAUAAAGAAUCUUUCACAAAUAUCCUACAGAUAUACUUCUUUGAUGGGCGAACAAUCUUGAACAACCUUCUAGAGGGAAAAGAAUCCAAUCUUCGGAUCAAGCAAAAUGAAUCUGACAUUACAUUUCACAUUGGAAAGCAAGAAGCUGAACUUGCAUUGAGGGUAAAUAAUGCUGCUUAUCAUGGAGACUUGUACCAGCUAAAGGGUUUGAUCAAUGCGGGAGCAGAUCCAAAUAAGACAGACUAUGAUGGAAGGUCACCUUUGCAUCUUGCAGCAUCAAAAGGUUAUGAAGAUAUUGCAUUUUUCCUUAUUCAAAAGGGUGUAGAUGUCAAUGCUUCAGAUAAAUUUGGAAAUAUGCCCUUACUAGAAGCCAUCAAGAAUGGACAUGAUAGAGUGGCUUCUUUGCUUGCCAAACAAGGGGCAUCACUAAAUAUUGAAGAUGCUGGAAGCCAUCUCUGUCGGGCAGUCAUAAAGGGAAACUCAGAAUUCCUGAAAAGGGUUUUAUCCUUUGGCAUCGAUCCAAAUUCCAAGGAUUACAAUCACCGGACUCCACUUCAUGUAGCUGCAGCAGAGGGGUUAUAUUUGACAGCAAAAAUGUUGAUAGAGGCUGGGGCAAGUGUUCUCUCAAAGGACAGAUGGGGAAACUCUGCACUAGAUGAGGCCCAUACAUGUGGAAACAAGCAUUUAAUCAAGCUAUUGGAAGACGCAAAGUCUACUCAGUUGUCUAAGUCCCAUAACUACUCCCAAGAAAUCCGAGAUAAAAUGCACCAAAGAAGAUGCACAGUAUUUCCUUUUCACCCAUGGGAUCCUAAGGAGAACAGAAGGGUGGGAGUGGUCUUGUGGGUUCCCCACACCUUGGAAGAGCUCAUCAAUAUGGCUGCAGAGCAUCUCAAAUGCUUUGAUCGUUCUUGCAUUUUAUCUGAAGAUGCAGGUAAAAUUCAUGAUGUAAACAUGAUAUAUGAUGGUCAGAAGCUGUAUUUUGUAAGUGGAACACAAUCGACAUAAAUAAUAAUAGGCCUGCUGUGAUUUAUAUUUUGGCAGCUUUGCCCCUGUCGUAUCA
This is a messenger RNA of Nelumbo nucifera (sacred lotus), 2680 nucleotides long. RefSeq names its product gated outwardly-rectifying K+ channel (gene GORK). Gene Ontology annotation, cellular component: membrane. Gene Ontology annotation, biological process: transmembrane transport; potassium ion transport. The record is from RefSeq and is a predicted model, not a curated record. Lineage: Eukaryota; Viridiplantae; Streptophyta; Magnoliopsida; Proteales; Nelumbonaceae. Gene Ontology annotation, molecular function: voltage-gated potassium channel activity; protein binding.